Lepisosteus oculatus (spotted gar) is the source of this 1283-nucleotide messenger RNA. RefSeq names its product phosphatidylinositol glycan anchor biosynthesis, class F (gene pigf). The record is from RefSeq and is a predicted model, not a curated record. NCBI's taxonomy places the organism in Eukaryota, Metazoa, Chordata, Actinopteri, Semionotiformes, Lepisosteidae. Gene Ontology annotation, cellular component: endoplasmic reticulum membrane. Gene Ontology annotation, biological process: GPI anchor biosynthetic process.
AUGAUACUGUUGUGGUUUAUUGUCGUGCAUUUGUGCACCACGACUAAAAAAAUGGAAAAACACCUUUUAGAGGCUACGUGUUCUGGAGAAUAAUUCAGAUUUUUUUCAUUCGCUUGAUGUAUAUAGUAGUUUAUUAUUUUUUUCCAACGUUGAAUGAUAUUAUAUAGCAACAAUCCGACCAUCUAGAGGCCUGGAAUCACCUAGGAUCACCAUGAAGGAUAUUGAGAUCAAGGGAAUGAUUUCUGCCCAUACCAUCAUGGCAGCUUCUGUCCUGAUGGCCACAGUACUGCCCCUUCUGUUUGUGGAUGGGUUUUCAGUCUAUGGCACACACCUUGUGUGGCUGUAUUCUGUCUCUGGAGCUGUGGCUGCUGUUAACAUCACUGUCUAUUGGCUGCUGGGCAUCAGUCCACCAUCUAAGAAGAAUACUCUGAGUUACAAGGUGUCUAAAGCCUUCAGGUCCUGCCUGUAUUUCAUAUUAUCCUGCUUCCUGUUCCACACAGUUGUUGUCCUGUAUGGAGCACCUUUGCUGGAGUCUGCGCUUGAAACCUUUUCCUUUGCUGUCCUGCUGUCCACAUUCACCACCCUGCGCUGUCUCUGCAUCCUGGGGCCUAACGUCCAGGCCUGGAUUCGUGUUUUCAGUCGGGAUGGGGCCAUGUCAGUGUGGGACACCAGUCUGCAGAUCACCACAGCCUGCAGUAUGAUUGGAGCUUGGCUGGGAGCAUUUCCUAUCCCCCUGGACUGGGACCGGCCCUGGCAGUUACAGAUCGGGGUGGCUCAUCUUGGGAUGAAUAAAGGUCAUAUUUCUAAAAAUCAGGUGUGGCCAGUCUCCUGCACACUAGGAGCGACAUUUGGCUUCUUGACCGGCCUGGUCGUUGCUCCCUUGUGGAUACACUGGCACAGGAAGCAGCUGACGUACAAGAGCAAGUAGAUGGCAAGGUGGGCUAACGGAGAUGCAAGCAAUGUCUUGAUGCCCGUGGGCUGUGCCAGAUUGGCAUGGAUUGGCAAAAUGGUUUCCUUAAAUCAUCUCCUAUAAAACUAAAGAUGGAUUAAAGCCAGCUCUUGUUUGUUUUUGUACUACUUUUGAAGCAGCAUAUCAAGUGGCAAGAGUUUUAUAAAAGCCAUUGACAAGUUCAUCCGAAUGACAAAUGUAUUUAAAAGCUAGAUUUGGGACUGGAUGGGAGGGGAUUCUGAGCUGCUAAUUUUGUUGGAUUUGUAUGUAUUUUUGAUGGAAUUGACUGGUAACAGUUUAAUUUGUAAGGAAAAUAAAAGUUUAUGCAGCUUUG